UUAGAUCCGGAGAUAGCCGAAUAACUGCGAUUACGGUUAUGCCAGAGUCGAAGGCUUCCGAAUAGAUUCGAUUCAAAGCCUCGGUAAAACGAAGGUAACCGAGCUCUGAAAGAAGAGAGGGGAGCGGUUAGGAGUAUCAGAAGAGCCGAUUGGUGCCGAUGUGGAGACGGAAACACCCGAGCAGUUCCGGAGGAACCCGGGCAGUUCUGAGUGGUAAUCGAGGGGUUGACUACGGCCGUGGGCGGGGUGAGCUCAGUACGUUCGAAGGGCGUUGGCGGAAAUUACCGAAGAUGCCCGAAGCCGUCGGGACGGACCCGAGUACCUCACGCAAGAUGGCGGAGCUGGAGGAGGUGACUCUGGACGGGAAGCCUCUUCAGGCGCUGCGAGUGACCGACCUGAAGGCCGCACUGGAGCAGCGAGGCCUAGCCAAGAGCGGGCAGAAGAGUGCCCUGGUCAAGCGGCUCAAAGGGGCUCUAAUGCUCGAAAAUUUACAGAAACACUCAACACCCCAUGCUGCAUUCCAGCCAAAUUCCCAGAUUGGUGAGGAAAUGAGCCAGAACAGUUUCAUAAAGCAGUAUCUGGAAAAGCAGCAGGAGCUACUUAGGCAACGGCUGGAACGCGAAGCUCGAGAAGCUGCAGAACUUGAAGAAGCUUCAGCUGAGUCUGAGGACGAGAUGAUCCAUCCUGAGGGAGUGGCUUCCCUGCUGCCUCCUGACUUUCAUAGCAGCCUGGAGACACCAGAGCUGGAGCUCAGCAGACAUUCACCCAGAAAAAGCUCCUGUAUUUCUGAAGAGAAAGGUGAAUCUGAUGAUGAAAAACCAAGGAAAGGAGAAAGACGAUCAUCCAGGGUCAGACAGGCAAAAGCAGCUAAACUCUCUGAGGGCAGCCAAGCAGCUGAGGAGGAAGACGAUCAAGAAACACCUUCCAGAAAUCUGAGGGUCAGAGCAGAUCGAAAUUUGAAAACAGAUGAGGAGGAAGAAGAAGAAGAAGAGGAAGAAGAGGAGGAGGAAGAUGAUGAUGAGGGACAAAAAUCUAGGGAUGCACCAGUCUUGAAACAGUUUGAGGAAGAAGAGAGGGAAGAGAUGCCCAGAGCAAAACCAGAGGAGGUGAUGGAUGAGAGACUUCAAACCAUAAGACCCCAGGAACAGGAGGGGUUAGAGAGAGGAGGGAGAGUUACAAGGUUCCAGGAAGAGGCCAGAAGAAUUCAUCUGGCCAGACAUCAGCAGGAGAAAGAGAUGAAAACAGCUUUUCCUCUUGAGGAAGAAGAAAGACACAUAAAAUCUUCAAAAGGUUUAGAGGAAAAAUCAAAGUCCCCUUCCCCUCCUCAACUGAUUGAAGAUCUGGAGAAGGCCCCUCCUGUGCUACAGCCAGAGCAAACUGCCACUGAGGAGGAGACUCCACCACCUUUACUUACCAAGGAAGCAUCUUCUCCACCACUGAAUGCACAGCUCCAGAGUGAAGAAGAAAUAGAGCCCAUGGAAGGUCCAGCGCCCCCUGUCCUCAUUCAGUUAUCUCCUCCUAAUACAGAUGCUGAGGCCAGGGAGCUCUUAAUACCUCAGCAUACUGUCCAGUUGGUGGGAGGCCUCUCUCCUUUGUCAAGUCCUACAGACACCAAAGUAGAACCUCCAGCAGAGAAGGUACCAGAGGAAAAUGUCCUGCCUCUAGUUCAGAAAAGCACACUAGGUGACUCCUCAACCCAGAAGGGUCUUGAAACUGAGUCAGAAAAAUAUGCUCAACCACUCCCUCUAAAAAUUGAGGAAUUAGGACCGGCCAAAGGGAUCACUGAGGAAUCUCUGAAACAGCUAUCUUUGGAACAGAAGGAAGGCAUAAGGGCUUCUCACACCCUUCUCCCAAGCCACAGAUUGAAACAGUCAUCUGACUCAUCCUCUAGCCAGUCCUCCUCAUCUUCAUCCUCUAGUUCUAGAUCAAGAUCUCGCUCUCCUGAUAGCUCAGGCUCUCAGUCUCACUCACCUCCAAGAUCUAAGCAGACAGGUGUAUCUCGGGCACAUACUCAUGCCAACCCUCGUAGUAAACCCGAGAUGGGCUCCAGGUCAACAUCAGAGUCCAGGUCACGUUCCCGUUCUCGUUCCCGUUCAGCAUCCAGCAACAGCAGAAAAUCUCUGAGCCCCAGAGUCUCCAGGGACAGCAGCACCAGCUACACUGAAACCAAAGAUCCCUCUUCUGGUCAGGAGGUUGCAACUCCACCAGUGCCACAAGUGCAGGUCCACGAGCCAAAGGAGAGGACUUCCGCUUCAUCCUCUGUCCAAGUGAGGUGUAUGAGCCAACCUGAGCCAGCCGAAAAGCAUGUGACCCAGAGGUUUCAGCCAGAGCGGGGGAGCCCAAAGAAGUGUGAAGCUGAGGAGGCAGAGCCACCAGCUGCCACACAGCCCCAAACCUCAGAGACUCAGACUUCUCACCUACCAGAAUCAGAAAGGAUUCAUCACACUGUUGAGAAGAAGGAGGAAGUGACCAUGGAUACAAGUGAACACAGACCUGAAAAUGAGGUUCCAGAGCUCCCCGUGCCUAUUGCAGACCAAGUCAGCAAUGAUGACCGCCCAGAGGGCAAUGCUGAGGACGAGGAGAAAAAAGAGAGCUCGCUGCCCAAAUCAUUCAAGAGGAAGAUCUCCGUUGUCUCAGCAACCAAGGGGGUGCCAGCUGGAAACAGUGACACAGAGGGAGGCCAACCUGGUCGGAAGCGGCGUUGGGGAGCCAGCACAGCCACCACACAGAAGAAACCCUCCAUCAGUAUCACCACUGAGUCACUCAAGAGCCUCAUCCCCGACAUCAAACCCCUGGCGGGGCAGGAGGCGGUUGUGGAUCUUCAUGCUGAUGACUCCCGCAUCUCUGAGGAUGAGACAGAGCGUAAUGGUGAUGAUGGGACCCAUGACAAGGGACUGAAAAUAUGCCGGACUGUCACUCAGGUGGUCCCUGCAGAGGGACAGGAGAAUGGGCAGAGGGAAGAAGAGGAAGAAGAGAAGGAGCCUGAAGCAGAAGCCCCUAGGCCUUCCCAGGUUUCAGUAGAGGUGGCCUUGCCCCCACCUGUGGAGCAUGAAGUAAAGAAAGUGACUUUAGGAGAUACCUUAACUCGACGUUCCAUUAGCCAGCAGAAGUCUGGAGUUUCCAUUACAAUUGAUGACCCAGUCCGAACUGCUCAGGUGCCGUCCCCACCCCGGGGCAAGAUCAGUAACAUCGUCCACAUCUCCAACUUGGUUCGUCCCUUCACUUUAGGCCAGCUGAAGGAAUUGUUGGGUCGUACAGGAACUCUGGUGGAAGAAGCCUUCUGGAUCGAUAAGAUCAAAUCUCACUGCUUUGUAACGUACUCGACGGUAGAGGAAGCAGUCGCCACCCGCACAGCUCUACAUGGUGUCAAAUGGCCCCAGUCCAAUCCCAAAUUCCUUUGUGCUGAUUAUGCUGAGCAAGAGGAGCUGGAUUAUCACCGGGGCCUCUUGGUGGACCGUCCCUCUGAAACUAAGACAGAGGAGCAGGGGGUACCACGGCCCUUGCACCCCCCGCCCCCACCCCCAGCCCAACCACCACAGCACCCCAGGGCAGAGCAGCGGGAGCAGGAGCGGGCGGUGCGGGAACAGUGGGCAGAGCGGGAACGGGAAAUGGAGCGGCGGGAGCGAACUCGAUCAGAGCGUGAAUGGGAUCGGGACAAAGUUCGAGAAGGGCCCCGUUCCCGAUCACGGUCCCGUGACCGCCGCCGCAAGGAACGUGCGAAGUCUAAAGAAAAGAAGAGUGAGAAGAAAGAGAAAGCUCAGGAGGAACCACCUGCCAAGCUGCUAGAUGACCUUUUCCGGAAGACCAAGGCCGCUCCCUGCAUCUAUUGGCUGCCACUGACUGACAGCCAGAUUGUUCAGAAGGAGGCGGAGCGGGCUGAGCGGGCCAAGGAGCGGGAGAAGCGGCGAAAGGAGCAAGAAGAAGAAGAGCAGAAGGAGCGGGAGAAGGAAGCAGAGCGUGAACGCAACCGCCAGCUAGAGCGGGAGAAACGUCGGGAGCAUAGCCGGGAGCGGGACAGGGAGAGGGAGAGGGAGAGGGAGCGAGACAGAGCAGACAGAGGGGAUCGAGAUAGGGAUAGGGAAAGGGACCGGGAACGAGGCAGGGAGAGGGACCGCAGAGACACCAAGCGCCACAGCAGGAGCCGGAGUCGGAGCACACCUGUGAGGGACCGGGGUGGGCGCCGCUAGCUGGGAAAACACUAGGGAGAACUGCAGGCAUCAGCCACCCUGUUCCCAGGGGGUUCAAGGCCACAGGGGAUAGAUACAAUCUCCACAACCCUGAAACCAGGGUGUCACACCAUUUGCCCAGUGCUGAAAUAGGGUUGCCACUUGUCCCUGUAUUGGAACAGUGGCCGUCUUUCCCCUGCCUGCCCACCCUCCAUAGCCUAUCUCUUGGGACUUAACCCUCUCCUCCCUCUCAUUUCCCAUUAAGUCUGUGAGAGGGAAGAGGUAGGUGAGGAGGAUGGUUGGCCCAGAGCUGGGGAACAGCAAGGAGCCCAAACCGCUUUCAUUUUUCCUCCAUCAUGCUCACCUCCUUUGGGUACUCUAAAUGCCCGAAUGGGAACAGCUGGGGCCAGGACUGGGUCACCUAUGAGCUGAAUCAGCAUCUCCUCCUGAGUCCCAGGGCCCCUGCAGUUCCCAGUCUCUUCCUGCAGCCCUGCCUCCUGCCCACCGGUUCCACUUUAUAUCCACCUUUUCCUUCUGUUCAAUUUUUAUUUUUAUUUUUUUUAUUAUUAAAUGAUGUGGUCUAUGGAAAAUAAUAAAAAUCUGACUUAGUUUUAA
This is a messenger RNA of Manis javanica (Malayan pangolin), 4781 nucleotides long. It is a transcript of the gene ACIN1, whose product is annotated as apoptotic chromatin condensation inducer 1. Lineage: Eukaryota; Metazoa; Chordata; Mammalia; Pholidota; Manidae. Gene Ontology annotation, biological process: RNA splicing. Gene Ontology annotation, molecular function: RNA binding. The record is from RefSeq and is a predicted model, not a curated record. Gene Ontology annotation, cellular component: precatalytic spliceosome; ASAP complex.